AUGGCUGCUGAACCUGUCUCCAAUGGCUCGGGUGCCAACAACAAAAAGGUUGCCUACUUCUACGACUCAGACGUGGGCAAUUAUGCCUACGUCUCAGGUCACCCCAUGAAGCCUCAUCGCAUUCGCAUGACCCACAGCUUGGUUAUGAACUAUGGGCUUUACAAGAAAAUGGAAAUUUAUCGUGCGAAGCCGGCUUCGAAGUACGAAAUGACCCAAUUCCACACCGACGAGUACAUCGACUUCCUCUCCAAGGUGACACCCGACAAUAUGGAUCAGUAUUCCAAGGAACAAAGUCGCUAUAACGUUGGUGAUGACUGUCCUGUCUUUGACGGUUUGUUUGAAUUCUGUGGUAUCAGUGCUGGAGGCAGCAUGGAAGGUGCGGCUCGUUUAAAUCGUGGCAAAUGCGAUGUCGCUGUCAAUUGGGCCGGUGGACUUCACCAUGCCAAAAAGAGCGAAGCGAGCGGAUUCUGCUACGUGAAUGAUAUCGUCCUCGGCAUUCUUGAACUACUCCGGUUCAAGCAGCGGGUUCUCUACGUGGAUAUCGAUGUCCAUCACGGCGACGGUGUAGAAGAAGCCUUCUACACUACGGAUCGUGUCAUGACGGUAUCCUUCCACAAGUACGGCGAGUAUUUCCCCGGUACUGGUGAGCUUCGCGAUAUCGGCGUUGGCUCAGGGAAAUACUACGCCGUGAACUUCCCUCUCCGUGACGGUAUUAAUGAUGCCUCCUACAAGAGCAUUUUUGAGCCUGUCAUCAAGAGUGUCAUGGAGUGGUAUCGUCCGGAGGCCGUCGUCCUUCAGUGCGGUGGUGACAGUCUGUCUGGUGACCGUCUUGGCUGCUUCAACCUGAGUAUGCGGGGCCACGCCAACUGCGUCAACUUUAUCAAAAGCUUUGAUCUGCCAACCCUGAUCCUCGGCGGUGGCGGCUACACCAUGAGAAACGUCGCGCGCACUUGGGCCUACGAGACAGGUAUACUCGUUGGUGACAAUCUCACCUCCGAAUUGCCCUACAAUGACUACUACGAGUACUUUGCCCCGGAUUACGAGCUUGAUGUCCGCCCUUCGAACAUGGAUAACGCAAACACGAAAGAUUACCUGGACAAGAUUCGUAACCAGGUUGUUGAGAAUCUGAAGCGCACAGCUUUCGCUCCUUCCGUCCAAAUGACAGACGUCCCUCGUAAUCCAAUGCUUGAUGGCAUGGAUGACGAGGCCGAUGACGUUCUCGAUGACCUGGACGAGGAUGAGAACAAGGAUAAGCGCUUCACUCAGCGUCGCUUCGACCAGUAUGUCGAAAAGCCUGGCGAGCUCAGCGAAAGUGAGGAUGAGGAAGAAAAUGCUGCCAACGGUGUUCGUCGCCAGCCCGGUGCGGUUCGUCGUCGAAACCAGGCCAACUAUCGGAACAUCGACGCGGCCGAUUCUGGGCUCGACAGCGGCAUGGCGACUCCCUUAGAAGCAUCCUCAAUCGCUGACAAUGAGGCGGAGGGUGCCCUCGACACGAAGUUGGCAGAGAUUCCGCUUGCAGAAUCAGGCGCCGCAGCUUUUGCUGAUGGCGAGGAUACGCCCAUGGCAGAUUCCGAGCAGAUGGCUGUGGAUGCAGAGGGCAAAAUCAAUUCUGCAGCGGUCUCACAGCAGCCCUCACCUUCCGCGCGUGAUGAGGACACGGCCAUGGAAGAUGUCGAGACGGCCGUUGCAGAGCCGGAGGUGGCACAGCCCCUUGCCACGGAAGAAAAGAAGCCAGAGGCGUCACCUCCCGCUGAGGAGUCGGCUAAGAGCCCGGCUUCUCCCGCUGGGGCUCGGUCCGUAUCGAAAGAAUCAUCUCCGCCAGCAGUAGAAGCCUCUGCCCCAGUUGACGAGUCUAUGAAGACGGAAACUGCAAAUGGCGAAACUACUGCGGAACCGACCAAGAAGGAGGAGUGA
Molecule: messenger RNA, 1914 nt
Organism: Penicillium oxalicum
Lineage: Eukaryota; Fungi; Ascomycota; Eurotiomycetes; Eurotiales; Aspergillaceae
Gene: rpdA
Product: histone deacetylase RPD3
Exons: 4
Coding region: 1-1914 (637 amino acids)
Molecular function (GO): histone deacetylase activity
Source: RefSeq, a predicted model, not a curated record